UAUAAAAAGCCUGGUCUCUCCUGUCUCUCCCUGCCAAAAAUCCCUGGUGAAGGCCUAAUAUGAACAUCCUGCUCAUCUCGUUGCUGGGGUGCCUUGUUGUGGCACUGCCCUCAGCCAGUGCUCAACAAGUCAAAUGGUGUGUGAAGUCACAGAAUGAACUGAAUAAAUGCCAACACCUUGCCACCAAAUUACCAGAGCUUAGGUGUCAUCUCAAAUCUUCUGUAAUUGAGUGCAUGACAAGCAUCAAGACUGGUGAUGCCGAUGCUAUAACUGUAGAUGGAGAACAUGUUUACCAAGCUGGACUCCUAAAUUAUGGACUCCGUCCUAUUAUUGCAGAGAAAUCUAUAAAAGAAUGCUGUUAUGCUGUGGCUGUGGUCAAGAGUGACGCAAACUUCAACAUCAAUGAUCUCAAAGGAAAGUCUUCAUGCCACAGCUGUUAUCAAAGGCCUGGAGGCUGGAAUAUACCCAUUGGAAGACUGGUUGCACAAAAUAAGAUUCCUUGGGAUGGUCCUGAUGACAUGCCUCUGGAGAAGGCUGUGUCACAGUUCUUUUCAAGCAGUUGCAUUCCUGGAAUAUCGAAAGCCCUGUACCCAAAUCUGUGUCAAGCUUGCCAGGGUGACUGCAGCUGCUCACAAAAUGAAAAAUCCUACGGUGAUGAAGGAGCCUUCCAGUGCUUGAAAAAUGGUCAUGGACAAGUUGCCUUUGUUUGUCAGCAUGCAAUCCCACUGAGUGAGAGGCAGAACUACCAGCUUUUGUGCAUGGAUGGCAGCAGGAAAAACGUUGAGAACUACAAGGACUGCUACCUCGCCAAAGAGCCUGCUCGUGCUGUCAUCGGCCGCAUGGACGCUGAUUCACAGCCGAUUAUUAAAGCCCUUUCUCAGGAUUCAGAUCUUUUCUCUUCUGAUGCUUUUGGGGGUAAAGACCUGAUGUUCUCAGACUCUGCAUCUGGCCUGGUUGAGCUUUCUAAGAGCACAGACUCCUUCCUCUACCUGAAAGAAGAUUAUUAUGAGGCCAUUCGUGCCCUUAGAGCUGGGAACACGCCAGCCCCGUCUCAAGACCGUAAAAUUGAAUGGUGUACCGUUGGCCAUGCAGAGCAACAGAAGUGUGACAAUUUACAGAUUCCUAGUUUGGAGUGCCGAAGGGCAUCAUCUGUGGAAGAGUGCAUCAAGAAAAUCAUGCGCAAAGAAGCAGAUGCCCUUGCAGUUGAUGGUGGCCAGGUAUAUAUUGCUGGAAAGUGCGGCCUAGUUCCAGUUAUGGUUGAGCAGAAUAAUCAACAAAACUGUGAUAAAGGUGGAGAGGCCGCAAGUUACUAUGUCGUGGCCGUGGUGCGUAAGGGCUCAGGUGUAACCUGGAAUAGUCUGCAAGGGAGGAAGUCCUGCCACACUGGCCUGAACCGCAAUGCUGGUUGGAAGGUUCCAGAUUCAGCCAUAUGCGGCCAAAAACCUGGCUGUACCCUAUACAAUUUCUUCAGUAAAGGCUGCGCUCCUGGUGCUGAUCCUCAAUCAAACAUGUGUGAACUGUGUAAAGGCAGUGGGAAGGCGGUGGGAGAUGAGAGCAAGUGCAAAGCCUCUUCUGGAGAAAUAUAUUAUGGCUAUGAUGGGGCUUUCAGGUGUCUUGCAGAAAAAACUGGUGAAGUUGCUUUUAUUAAGCACACUAUUGUUGGGGAUUACACUGAAGGUAAAGGACCAGACUGGGCUAAGGAUCUGAAGUCAGGCGAUUUUGAACUGAUCUGUCCAGAAUCACCAGACACAUCAGUGAAACACAGUGAUUUUGAAAACUGUAACCUUGCCAAAGUGCCAGCUCAUGCUGUGAUCACCCGGGAAGAUGCACGCAACGAUGUGGUGAAUGUUCUGAAGCAGGCUCAAGUCAAUUCAGACAAGCUGUUCAAGUCAGAGGGUGAAAGAAACCUCCUUUUCUCUGAUUCCACUAAAUGCCUUCAAGAGAAUACCCAACCUUUAAAGGAAUUCCUGACACAAAAGUACAUUGACAUGAUUGAAAGGACCUACGUGACUGGCCAGGGUGAACCAGAUCUGGUCAAGGCAUGCACUUUGGAUUGUUGUAUAAAGUUGAGUUCCUAAAAGAAAUACACACCAAAUUCAGGCCAUAUGAGCUUUGUCUGGCAUGUUUCCCCCAAAUAAGAAUCUACAUUUCUGAAUCACUCUAUUUCUCCUGAUAAGUUACCAGCAUGAGGAAAACAUGACGUUUGUGUUAUGCAGCAGUGUUCAUAUCUUAAUAUCAAAAUCAAAUCUUAUGAUGAUCAAACUGUUCACACUCAGGAACAGUGGCAAUGUGAUCAAGUUUCUGUUUUAUCACCACGGGGGUU
Sinocyclocheilus anshuiensis is the source of this 2323-nucleotide messenger RNA. RefSeq names its product transferrin-a (gene tfa). Gene Ontology annotation, cellular component: plasma membrane; extracellular region; early endosome. Gene Ontology annotation, biological process: iron ion transport; antibacterial humoral response. The transcript is spliced from 17 exons. Lineage: Eukaryota; Metazoa; Chordata; Actinopteri; Cypriniformes; Cyprinidae. The record is from RefSeq and is a predicted model, not a curated record. The coding region runs from base 60 to 2078 and encodes 672 amino acids.